AUGGCAUCAAUGAAGUAUUUUCUGUCAGUGGUACUUCAAAUUUCUGGAUCAGUAGAUCUUCUGAAGACAAAAAAUAAUGUAGAACUUCAUCAAGUGGUCUCACACAGUGACACAUUUGCUCGACAAUUUUACUCGGCACGUGGAGCGGAAGUCGAAGGCAAUUUUGUAUCCUCACCCAUCGGUGCAUUGAUAGCUCUUUCCAUGCUGGCUUAUGGAGCUAAUAAAAAUUUGCCGAAUCGAUUGGAAAGAGAUUUAUUAUUCUGUACGAACAAGAGUCUUCAAAAUCAUGGCAUGAGGGCUCUCGUAAAUAUUCUCCAUCUCCCUGAACGUUCGCAAAUGAGCAGUAUAAUUUUCGCGGAUGGUGGAAUGGUCAUAAAUCUGGGAUUCCAGUUAGCUAUGGUCGGUAUUUUCCAAACUGAAAUUAAAACAGUCAAUUAUAGUGAUCCACAAGAAGCCAUCAAUACUAUUAAUACCUGGUGGCAUAAAAAAGCAGAAAGCGAUGCGUAUAACAUUAUCAGUCCAGAUGAUGUGAGUAACAGGACAAUUCUGGUACUCGCCAAUGUUAUUGAGAUCAACUCUUAUUGGGCAACGACAUUUAACAAAACCGAAAACCAAUUACAUUCUGUGUAUGAUGACAAUGGAAGAGUCCAUCAUUAUCAAUCGAUGCAUACUUCACAGAUAUUAAAAUACCGACUUUUCAGGGACGUUGGAGUUGUAUUUGUCGAGAUACCUUACGAGGAGGCAGAUCUGAGCUUAGUAUUGAUCAUGUCCAAGAAUGCAUCCGAAACGACUAUUCUUGAUCACCAUUUUAAUCUCGAUGUUCUCUUCAAUAUGUCACGGAAUGGCAGUGUUGAUUUUGAUUUGCCUAAAUUCAGAAUCGAAUCGACAAUCGAUUUGACCAAUUUUUUAAGGUCAGCAGGCAUUCGUGGGGGACUUGACAGUUUUACUAGAAUAACUUCUCAUCCCUUGAAGUUUUCCAGCAUAAAGCAAAAAACGUACAUCGAGAUUGACGAAGAACGUACCAGAGCAAUGGCCGUCACGAUUAUUACAAAUGAUGAGUCGAAAAGUAAAAAACCUGAAGCUCCAGAAGCGCCCGUUCAUUUCAAAGCCGAAGUGCCGUUCUACUUUGCGAUUGUCAAACAUUUGAAUUCACAAGAUUAUGUUGUCUUAUUCAAUGGACACUACAAGAAUGUUAAUUAA
Fopius arisanus is the source of this 1200-nucleotide messenger RNA. Its product is annotated as serpin B4-like. NCBI's taxonomy places the organism in Eukaryota, Metazoa, Arthropoda, Insecta, Hymenoptera, Braconidae. The coding region runs from base 1 to 1200 and encodes 399 amino acids. Gene Ontology annotation, molecular function: serine-type endopeptidase inhibitor activity. The record is from RefSeq and is a predicted model, not a curated record. The transcript has 6 exons.